UUGAAAUAACCGAAAAGGUCUCCAAACUUAAAUGCUAUUAUGAAUUUCAAAAACCGUAAAACAAAAAAUGUCUUGGAUUACGGGUACCGCUCCCGCUUCUGCAACUUCAGCUCCGGUCAACUUGUUUCCUCCUUCUUCUUCUUCUGCACCUGCACGGUACUCCGUCCUUCCGCCGCACUAUACACGGCUGUACUACCCUACUAGUACUAGUUAUAGAUUCACCCGCCGGAGCCGGCAACCUUUGCUCUCUUAUACGUUGUCAUCGCUUCCCUCUCUACCCCACCUAAAGGAUGCCUUUCGAGCUUUGCCAUUCCAUCUUUCCCCGCCUCCUAUCGACCACGACCACAGCUUCUUUACCCAGGACACCGUGACAAAUGCAGAUGAUAGAAUUAGUAUUGAGGCGUUUCAUAGUGAUGAUGAGGCACUGGAUGCAGCUGAAAAGGGCGCCGUUGUAGUGGAUCUAUCACAUUAUGGUCGCAUAAGAGUUGGCGGAGAAGACCGAAUUCAAUUUCUUCACAACCAAAGCACUGCAAAUUUUGAAUGUCUUAGUGAAGGCCAGGGAUGCGACACUGUUUUUGUGACACCAACAGCUAGGACAAUUGAUAUUGCGCUUGCAUGGAUCAUGAAAAAUGCAAUUACAUUGGUGGUCUCUCCCGUGACCUGUGAAAGCAUAUCUAAAAUGCUUGAGAAGUACAUUUUUAUUUCUGAUAAAGUAGAAAUUCAAGACAUCACCAAGCAAACAUGCAUGUUUGCAUUAGUUGGACCUGCAAGCAACCAAAUAAUGGAGAGAUUGGGCCUUAUCGACCUUAUUGGACAGCCUUAUGGCUCACAUAAACAUUACAGUGUAAAUGGGAAGCCUGUAACUGUAGCUGUGGGAAAUGUUAUUUCUGAGGAAGGUUUUUCAUUCUUGAUGUCAUCAGAUAGUGCUGGAACGGUAUGGAAAGCUCUUGUUGCCCAAGGUGCAAUCACAAUGGGUUCUGGCGCAUGGGAAACAUUUAGGAUUCUUCAAGGAAGGCCAGCUCCUGGUAAAGAGCUUACAGAUGAAUUUAAUGUUCUGGAGGCUCAUCUGUGGAAUGGAGUUUCUUUGAACAAAGGGUGUUAUAAGGGACAAGAAACAAUUUCUAGACUUGUAACAUAUGAUGGUGUCAAGCAGAGGUUGUGGGGUAUCAGGUUAUCAUCACUUGUGGAAGUGGGCAGUGCUGUUACAGUUGAUGGGAAAAAGGUUGGCAAGUUGACGAGCAUCACAGCAGGUAAAAGAGCUUCUGAGCCUUUUGGAUUAGGCUAUAUCAAGAGGAAAGCUGCAUCGAAGGGAGACACUGUAAUUGUUGGAGGCAAUGUUGUUGGGACAGUGGUGGAAGUGCCUUUUCUUGCUCAACAGCGUGUGCUAUCAAAGACUUGACACCUUGAUUUCAAGUACCAAGGCAAGACUAGUUAGUCUUGUACCCUUCUUGGUUGGAUUUCAAGAAGCUCAAUAUGUUUACAUGGCUUUUUAGUUUGCUUUGAAAGAUGACGGGUGAAGUUGAGCAUCUGCGAGAACAAUAGAUUGGAGGUUUAGGGCUACUUUGUGAAAGCUUUUGUUCCUGCCAAAAACCUGGUUAUGCUGCCGUAUAGCAAUAUUCAUUUUGUUUGCACAGUGUUGGUGGCUCGAGCCUUGUUACCUUAUAGAUUGCUACAUGGAAAACUGAAGAAAAAUAUGUUAACAUGAACUCCUAAUAUAAAGAAAGAGAGGUUUGCAUAUUGUUC
Molecule: messenger RNA, 1743 nt
Organism: Coffea eugenioides
Lineage: Eukaryota; Viridiplantae; Streptophyta; Magnoliopsida; Gentianales; Rubiaceae
Product: putative transferase At1g60990, chloroplastic
Exons: 12
Coding region: 68-1399 (443 amino acids)
Biological process (GO): glycine decarboxylation via glycine cleavage system
Cellular component (GO): mitochondrion
Molecular function (GO): protein binding; aminomethyltransferase activity
Source: RefSeq, a predicted model, not a curated record